AUGCUCGCGCCAGCUGCAGCUCAGGGCAAAACGACAACCACGGAACGGAUGCUGUACUAUAGUGGUGUUACAGCACGUGUCGGCGAUGUCGACUCUGGAAACACAGUGACUGACUUUCUCGAGCUUGAGAGAGAGCGAGGCAUCACGAUCCAAUCGGCGGCCAUCACCUUCAACUGGCCCCUGCAGGAGGUCUGCCCCCCAGGUUCUCAUCCCAAGACCAUCAACCUCAUCGAUACUCCUGGACACCAAGACUUUCGUUUCGAAGUCGAUAGAUGUCUGCCGGUUCUCGAUGGAGCUGUCUGCAUCAUUGACUCGGUCAAGGGAGUCGAGGCACACACGGAGAGAGUUUGGUCCUCUGCUCAGGAGCACGCCAUUCCACGCGUAGUCUACGUCAAUAAACUCGACCGAGACGGCGCAUCCUUCCGCAAGUCGGUGCUCGAGGUAGGCACGCGGCUCAAUGGCUGGCCAUUGGUCUGUCAGAUCCCCUGGUGGGAAAAGGAGAACUUUGUCGGUGUCAUCGAUGUCGUCGAUCGCGUCGGCUACCGGUGGAAAACCGAGAAGCAGAAAAUCACGUAUCGGGGCGAGGCCUUGGACGAGGCUCUUGCGGGCAACAAAGCCCUUCUUGACGAGGUUGAGAUUGCGCGUGAGCGUCUCGUGGAGGGUUUGGCCGAGCUGGACGAACCGAUAAUGGACCUGUUCGCCGAGGACCCCGCAAAGAUCACAAACCAGGUCCUCAAGGAUGGCAUCCGUCGAGCCGUACGAAGAGGUGACGGCAAGGCGAUUCCCGUCUUUGCCGGGGCCAGCUUCCGACAUAUCGGCGUUGAACCCCUGAUGGACGCCAUCAUCGACUACCUGCCCAGCCCCGAUGAGAGGCCGGAUCUGCAUGUCCAGACUGGCGAGGGAAAGCAUAGCCUUGCAAAGCUUCUCCAUGAGCAUUCGGAGAAAAGGGGGAAGCACGCCAGGAUAGCGGCAGUCGCCUCCGUAUUCAAGGUUUUCAACCAUCCAACGGAGGGCAUGCUGAGCUUCGUCCGCGUCUACCAUGGCGAGCUGCACCGCAAUGCGGCCCCUUGGAACACACACGCCCUCGUUUCCGAGUCGCCACUCGGUCUGCUCCAAAUUUCAGCGGCCAAGACCGAGGUCGUACAACACUUGUCGACCGGCCAGAUCGGGGCCAUGAAGGGUCUGAAGAAGGCGCGCACGGGAGACACGUUGCUCGCUACCGUAGGGUCCAAAACGCUUCCCGAGGGCCUGAGGCACAUCCAGAUCCGGCCCCCCGAGAUCCCCCCCGCUGUUGCGUUCCUCGCCAUGGACCCCUAUGGCAACGUGGCCGCGCAGGAGCUGGAGACGCUCCUCGACCAAAUGUCACGCCAGGAUCCAAGCCUCAGGUGGAACCGCGACGAGAAAACCGAGCAAUUCAUUUUGCAGGGCAUGGGCAAACUGCAUCUCGAAGUAGCCUUGCAUCACCUGAAGCAGAAUAUGAAGGGCCAGGUCGACUUUGGCACCAUCGAAGUCGACUACAAAGAGUGUCUGACCACGUCCACGGACCCGCACACCCUCGUCUUUGACAAGCCCGUCGCCGGCAAGGCCGGCAAAGUCACCUGUACCGCCGUGCUCGAGCCCCUCGAGGACCAUCACCGCCAGUCCUCCCUCGAGCCGGACCUCGUUCGGGACGGGAACCACAUCCACAUCAUCAUUCCUCUCCCCGCCGACGGCAGCGAGCUCAGAUUCGAUACCCGCGAGGCCCGGCAGCAGAUGGUCAACGGUGUCGUGGCCGCCAUGGCGCGGGGACCCCGUCGCAGCGCCCCCGUCCAGGGAUGCCACGUCACCGUGACGGUCGACACGGACCCGUCGGGCCGUGGACGGCCAUGCUGUGGACACUGCUCAUGCUGCCUCUUGACCCUUCUUGCUCUGAACGACAAAGUAUUUUCCCGCAGUACGUUGCGCGGUGCCAAGGGGAUUCCAUGCCUCUGCCGUCUUUGCAUCUUGAUCCACAGCGGCCUUGUCGCCCUUGACACGCCUCGGCCGUUGUCGAUGUCCGAAGGCCACUUCCUUGUUCAAGGCCGACCGCAGCUCUGCGAGCCAUACCGUCGUCGCCACCCGCCCGCGAGCCGUCUCGUCCCGCAAAGCACGCAGCGGCUCGACACCCCUUGUGUCGACGGCCUGCACGUCGCGCACGAAGCGGAGACAUUAGCGGUCCCGAGAGGACGCCGGGGCAGAUCCAGCACGACAUCAGUUCUGGCGCCCGGCGGCCACGUGCUCGAGGUCAGCGACCGGUCGGCCGAAGGCAGCGCGAGCGCCAUUGACGCAGGGAGCAUUUACGCGCCGCCGGACCCCUACGACAGCGUGACGUCGCUGCGCGAGAAGAAGUCGACGCGCAUGGUGGAGAUUGUGGCCAAGGUGCCGUUCAAGGAGGUGCUCGACUUUGAUCAGCAUCUGCGGAGCAAGACGGGCGGGCGACACUCGAUGACCAUGGCAUUCGACAGCCUCGAUCGGGUCGUGGGACAGCGGGAGAAGACGCUGUAA
This is a messenger RNA of Verticillium dahliae VdLs.17, 2523 nucleotides long. RefSeq names its product elongation factor G 2. The record is from RefSeq and is a predicted model, not a curated record. The coding region runs from base 1 to 2523 and encodes 840 amino acids. Gene Ontology annotation, cellular component: mitochondrion. The transcript has 5 exons. Gene Ontology annotation, biological process: ribosome disassembly; mitochondrial translation. Gene Ontology annotation, molecular function: GTP binding; GTPase activity. NCBI's taxonomy places the organism in Eukaryota, Fungi, Ascomycota, Sordariomycetes, Glomerellales, Plectosphaerellaceae.